AUGAUCAUGAUGUGGAAUAUUAGAGGGGCAGCGAGCAAAAGUACCAUUCGCACCCUCAAAGAGUUGCAAAACCAAAAGAAACCUGACCUCACUAUUCUGGUAGAAACCAAAUGUAGCGGAAAUAAAGGAAGAGAGGUGAUUAAGGCAAUGGGAUUCAAUCAUGCCAUUGUCGAAGAAGCUGUCGGUUUCGUUGGAGGGAUCUGGAUCCUCUGGAAGAACGAUGAUCUCAAAAUCAAAGUUAUGUCAACGCACAAGCAAUUUGUGCAUAUGAAAAUUGAAAACAAUCAGCGGAGGACAUGGAGCCUUAUGGCUGUGUAUGCAAGUCCACAGGAAGCACAAAGAAAAGAAAUGUGGGAGCUUUUGCACAACAUCUCAAGAAACAUGAACUUACCGUGGCUGAUGAUAGGUGAUUUCAAUGACAUCGCAGAGCAAAGUGAGAAGAAAGGAGGAGGGGGAAAUGAUGCCUAUGCGUGUAGACGUUUCAGAGGCUGGAUUGACAAAUGCAACCUCAUAGACGUAGGUUAUUCAGGAUCAAGAUUCACAUGGAAGGGGGGGAUAAGAGAAGGCCAAGAAAGAGUUUAUAAAAGGCUGGAUCGAGCUUUAUGCAACUCAGAGUGGCGAACAAAUUUUUCAAAUGCAUUUGUGGAGGUGCUGCCAAGAAUACAAUCAGACCAUCACCCUUUGUUGCUACACACAAGACCUGAACUUUAA
Molecule: messenger RNA, 711 nt
Organism: Arachis ipaensis
Lineage: Eukaryota; Viridiplantae; Streptophyta; Magnoliopsida; Fabales; Fabaceae
Source: RefSeq, a predicted model, not a curated record